Molecule: messenger RNA, 1668 nt
Organism: Penicillium atrosanguineum
Lineage: Eukaryota; Fungi; Ascomycota; Eurotiomycetes; Eurotiales; Aspergillaceae
Product: FAD-dependent oxidoreductase
Exons: 6
Coding region: 1-1668 (555 amino acids)
Molecular function (GO): FAD binding
Source: RefSeq, a predicted model, not a curated record
AUGACUCGGUCUGAAGUUUGUCAGGAUGGUGGGGAGUACGAUGUCAUUGUAGUUGGUGGUGGGCCGGUCGGCCUUCUUCUCGGCUACCAAUUGAAGCGAUUUGGUGUCUCUGUCUGUGUGUUGGAACAACAUAAGAAAGAAAUACAGGAUGCCUAUGGACGCGCGAUCGCCUUAUUCCCAAGGACUUUAGAGCAACUGGAUCAGCUUGACCUCAUUGAGCCGAUGUUGCAGUUGGGCUUUGCGUGUCGAACAAGUGUCACAUACAAAGACGGAGAACGAAUAAUUCCAGGAAGAGUUUGGAGCUUCAUGGAAAAUAUCCAAGAUACGACUUAUGACUUCGUGCUGGUUCUUCGCCAGAUGUACACUGAGCAGAUAUUUCGCGACAAGCUAGAAUCACUCGGGGCAGAUUACUACCAAGGCUAUGAGUGUGUUGAUUUUCAAUGCGAUGAGAAUAAGCCGUCUACAAGCCAAGCAGUAGUUGCUACCUUCAAGGAAAGUGACACAGGGAGAAUAAUCACAUUGAAGAGCAAAUACUUUAUUGGCGCGGACGGUGGCCGGAGCUUCGUUCGCCGACAUGCAGGCAUCCCUUUCGAAGGUGAUAGCUCGGAUGAUCAGUGGGUGCGCAUUGACGGACUUGUCGAAACCGAUAUGCCACUCAAUCGAUCCUAUGGAGCGAUCGAGAGCAAAACACAUGGGAACGUGCUUUGGGCUCCCUUGGACCAUGCAGCCACCCGCAUAGGCUAUGCAUACACUUCGGAGAUUGCCGCAAAGUAUCCAGAUGGAGUGUCUCAGAAGGUGGCAGUGCAAGAGGCAGUGGAAUCAAUGAAGCCGUUCAACGUGAAGUUUAAGGAGGUGCACUGGUGGACAUUGUACCAAAUCGGUCAACGGAUCGCAAAGGACUUUUCAAAAGAAAGAGUCUUUCUGUGUGGCGAUGCAGCUCAUACGCAUAGCAGUGGAGCUGCACAGGGACUGAACACCGGGAUUCACGAUGCGGUCAACUUGGGCUGGAAGCUUGCCUUGCACAUACGAGGAAUCGUCAAAGAGAAUGUCCUCGACACAUAUGACUUGGAGCGGAAGCAUUCGGUGCAGCAGCUGAUUGACUACGAUAGAGACAUCUCCAUUUUGAUGUCACGUAAAUGGCCGUCUUGGUACGAAGGAGAUCCGGACGCAGAUCCUUACAUCGUUCUCGGAGAGAUUUUCGAGCAAGCCGCAUCUUUCAAUACGGGACUGGGGAUCUCCUAUCCCAUAAAUGAUAUCAAUCAAAUCCUUCCUGACGGAGCAAUUGUGGCUCCAGGGAGUCGACCACCUGACGUGGAGCUGAUCACGCCUGGGACGAAGCAGACGGUGAGGCUUCAACGACUCACUCGCAACUUUGCCAACUUUUGGGUAAUCGUAUUUGCUGGCAACCCUGGUAUGACCCAUACCUCUCUCGUGGAACUUGGAAAGUCUCUAGGAACAUUCAAAAAGUUCAAAUCUAGGGAAGCAAUUGGCUGGCUCACUAUCAGUGCUGUGGCCGGCAACUCCCCAUAUGAGACGCUGGGGAUGAAGCCAUUUGGGGACACUUUCUUCGACCCUACCAACUCUGCGCAUGAGAGUGUUAUCAGCGACGAACAGAAGUUGAACGACGCGUUAGAAUCUGAGAUCACAAGACAUGAAAAAGGUGCAUGA